AUGCCUUGCGCAAUAGCAAAUGGGUGCCGCCUGAGGCCAACCAAGCCCCAAUCACCACCUCCCGGAGCAUUCGAACUUCGGAAACCGAGCCUUUCCUACUCAGUCUCAAGCGUCUCGUCAAGCUCGACGAACUUGCCAUCACCAUCCAUGAGCCGCCAUCACCGUCACAGCCGACACCUCGAAUUCGAUCCCUUGGCUCUUCACCCGACCUACCAUGCCGCCUCCCACCCGACCUUCGUCCCGCCUCCGAGGCUGGGCAACCGCCCUUUCAUCCUCAAUCCGAACCACGAGACAGCCGUGUAUUCAGAUUCGGAUGCAGAAGACGACAUCCUAGAAGAGUACUUCCGCGCAGAUGAAGCAUCCAAGUCUGCCGACAGUAUGUCAGCGCCAGCCGUCGGCUCGCCCACACCCAUGCAGCACACCGGCCACGAGAGGCAAGCCCACAACGACGAAGGAGGCGACUACUUCAUGUACAAGCUACGCCUCCUCGAACACCAGGAACGCCAGCAACGGGAGGCCAUGUCGUAUGCUGUGGGAUCAAGGUCGUCCUCGCCCUCCGCUGCGUCGGAACUGCCUCGGUCACGGUGGUCAGACUCCACCAUCGCAUCGACAGACCUCGACUUGCCUCAGGACGGACAAGAAGAAGAAAAACAGGACGACGAUGCUAGCACAUACGACGAAGAAGACUACUUGCACAUCGCUGUUCCGGAACGACAACCCCGGCAUGCCAAGAGUUGGCAGAACUUCAGCUACAAGCGCACUCCUGCGGUGGCACCGCGACGGCCUCCACUGACCAUGGACGGCGUGGAGGCCUUCAUCAAGCGUGGGGGUUGGAAACGGAAGGGCAUCGUCUUUGAGAAGGACGAUGUACCAACCUGGGAGUAA
Molecule: messenger RNA, 885 nt
Organism: Sodiomyces alkalinus F11
Lineage: Eukaryota; Fungi; Ascomycota; Sordariomycetes; Glomerellales; Plectosphaerellaceae
Exons: 1
Coding region: 1-885 (294 amino acids)
Source: RefSeq, a predicted model, not a curated record